AUGUCGAGUGAUGAUCAAUCCGAUAAAGAGUGCCCUUUGUGCAUGGAACCACUCGAAAUCGAUGAUAUUAAUUUUUACCCGUGUAAAUGUGAGUACCAGAUAUGUAGGUUUUGCUGGCAUCGUUUGCGGACCGACGAGAACGGACUGUGUCCGGCGUGUAGGCAGCCCUAUCCUGAAGACCCGGUGAAUUUCAAACCGUUGACUGCAUCCGACGUGCUGAAGAUGAAAAGUGAAAAAAGGCAGAAGCAACAGCAACAGAAAAUAAAAAUAUGCGAGCUCAGGAAGCAUCUUUCUUCCUACAGGGUUCUGCAGAAGAAUCUGGUGUACGUUGUGGGUUUGUCUUCGAGAGUAGCCGACCCUGAAACUUUGAAAAGAACCGAAUACUUUGGGAGAUACGGCCGCAUACUGAAGGUAGCUGUGGGUUCUUCUUCAUCCUCAAACGGUCCGCAGUCGGCUUCUUAUACAGCUUACGUCACUUACGCUAAGUAUGAAGAUGCGCUUCGAGCCAUACAGGACUGUAUGUAUCUGCAUGACGUGGCUGACACAGAGGUAAGUUUUACCAAAGAUGACAUGCAUCUCGGCCGACAUGCCGAAUACGAGAAACGACUUAUUGAGUCGACACUCAAGGAGAAAAGCCCGCAUGGACGGACUUCAAUCCUGUCAGACACAGGAAGGAAGUCAUCUUCGAAAAGUAAAAGUCAGGAACGCGAGUCAGAUUGUCGCUUAUCAACUCCGAAUAACAUCAAGGGCAGAACUAAGAAGAAGAUUAGACAGAGCAGGUCACCAUCGGUUGAUAACGAUGCUAAAAAGAAGCCGGAAAGUCAGGUGUACAGGUCUGGUAUCGUGCUUUUUGGUUUUGGUUGUUAG
Messenger RNA from Gongylonema pulchrum, 867 nucleotides. NCBI's taxonomy places the organism in Eukaryota, Metazoa, Nematoda, Chromadorea, Rhabditida, Gongylonematidae. The record is from the annotation of a GenBank genome assembly.